AUGUCCAUCCCCACCGACCAUGCAGUGGGGCUCCGUCACUUCCUGGCUGCCCCCCACAUUUACUCUUUGUGGGCCUUUGAGGAUGCCUGCUACCCUCAUGCCUACCUGGUGGACCGCUCCCUGGUGGGGGGCCUAGGAGGCUGGGACCCCAGCACCAGUGAACUGGAGACUAGGAGACUUUUCAAGGUCUUCGAGAUUUAUCCCGUUCUGGGCCACGGCUCCCUGCUGAGGUGCCUAGGAGGCUGCACUCUCAAGAAGGGGCUUCAGCUGGGGACCCAGCACCAGCGGACGUGGAGGAAGUGCCCACUGGGAGGCCCGCAGGCCCCAGGGCUCCACUGGCAAUUGGGGCUCAAGGAGCUUUCUUCCACUUCCCACGUCAUCUCAUCCCCACGGCCUUGCUCUCACCCCAUGGCUCUCCUCCGAACGCUGCAGCUGCUCUCCACCUGCGUGGCCAUCUCACUAGUGGGCAGCCUGGACAGCUGGACGGUGCCCACAAGUAACUGGUCCUUUGUUAUCUUGUGCUUCUGCUGCCUGGUGACCCUCAUCAUCCUCAUAAUCGAAUCACUGGAGCUGCAGUACCGCUUCUCCUUCUCUUGGGGGGAUUUUCUCCUCUGCCACGCCUGCUACCUCGCCCUCUUCUGCCUCUUGGUCUCCGUCAUUUACCCCACUACCUAUGUUCAGUUUUUGCCUUACACCCCCUCCCGGGACCGCGCCAUCGCUGCUAGUGCGUUCUGCUUCAUUUCUACUGUGUCUUAUGCCACCGAAGCAAUCUGGAUCUUGGGCUGGCCCCGGACAGGUGAUUUCACUGGCUAUAUAGGCAGCUUGCCAUUCCUCCUCAAGAUGCUAGAGACACUGGUGGCCUGUGUCAUCUUACCCUUCAUCAGCAAUCCCUACCUGUACAUGGACCAUCCGUUGCUGGUGUCGUGCGUGGCUGUGUACUCCAUCUGCUUCAUCCUGGGGAUCGUGACCAUCCUGUUGAACCUGGCUAACUAUGAGAACCGGCUGCCCAUCUCCUCCUCCAUGUUCCAUCUGAUGCUGAGCCUGCUGUCUGUCCUUCUCUACACUGGUGCUCUGGUCCUCUGGGUGCUCUACCAAUUUGACGAAAAGUUUGGAGGGCAGCCCGAGAGGUCCAGGGAUGUGAGCUGUCAACAAAGACUUACCAACUAUGUUUGCACCUGGGACCAGCGACUGGCUGUGGCCAUCCUGACAGCCAUUAACCUGCUGAUUUACGUGGCCGACCUGGUGUACUGGGCUCACCAAGUUUCUGUAGGGACUGAGGACCAGCCCGGGGACUCCUGA
Capra hircus (goat) is the source of this 1299-nucleotide messenger RNA. Its product is annotated as myeloid-associated differentiation marker-like. NCBI's taxonomy places the organism in Eukaryota, Metazoa, Chordata, Mammalia, Artiodactyla, Bovidae. The coding region runs from base 1 to 1299 and encodes 432 amino acids. The record is from RefSeq and is a predicted model, not a curated record. The transcript has 6 exons. Gene Ontology annotation, cellular component: plasma membrane; cell-cell junction.